CCGAAAAACAGUUCUCUCUUGUGAUAGCCUACGGUUCCUGAUUUAUAGGGUGGGGACGAAUUAGGGUUUUUUUCUUUUUUUUCACUUAGGCACGCACAUGCACAGAGCAAACAAUGGAGGAGGAAGACGAAAGGAGAGAAGCGGCAAUAGCAUCGGCCCCUUCUUUACAGCCCAAUUUCAAGCCUGAUGGUGGAGGUGGCGUUACCAAACAUCAGAUCUCCAAGUUCCAAGAAUUGCAUAGGAGGCGUUUACAAAUUAAAGAAAAAACAACAAAUAAAAAGAAAUCCAAAGGGAUAGUUGAUAGGACUAGCAAAUCUCAUGGGAUGGCAAUCAAUGCUAAGGAUUGUACAGAUGAAAAUACGAGUAAAACAAUUGAAGAUUCUACUAUUCUCAUCUCAAAAAGCUGUGACAUUAAGGAUAUUUGUGCUCGCCAGCAGGAUGUUGUAGCAGCUUCUAUUGCGUCAAGGAAGCGCCAGAAGUUACAUUGGGGGCUUGACACAAAAGAAAGGUGGGAAAGGAAAUCGAACAUGUAGGGAUACGAGAGUAAAUGCAGCUUUUUGCUGUGAUUGCGGACAUAUCACGCUGAAGACAUUCUCUUGAGGUUAGAAGAUAGGGCUGUUCAACUUCAACGAUUGGUUUGGCUGGUACAAAUCAGAAUUCUCCACCGUGCCAGAAUCUGGUCAUAUUUUUGUUGGUCGGUGAAUCUGGUUAUGUUACUGUAAAUGCUUUAUGGGAAGCUCCGGUACUGCUUUUUAUCUUUGAAAUAACUGUAUGUGAAAAUGAAAAUUAAAGUUGCUGUAAGAGAGAUGGAGUCUCUUCGUUAGCUCUGGUACUACUUUUAUCAAGGUUUGAUGCUCACUAAAGUUGAGAGCAUUGGGACAGGGUAAUGGCAGAUUUUUCUAUGAUUGAGCUUUGAUCAAAAAAUUGUUAUAG
Ilex paraguariensis (yerba mate) is the source of this 933-nucleotide messenger RNA. Lineage: Eukaryota; Viridiplantae; Streptophyta; Magnoliopsida; Aquifoliales; Aquifoliaceae. The record is from the annotation of a GenBank genome assembly.